Messenger RNA from Megalobrama amblycephala (Wuchang bream), 1115 nucleotides. RefSeq names its product ladderlectin-like. The transcript is spliced from 7 exons. Gene Ontology annotation, molecular function: signaling receptor activity. Bases 172 to 642 code for a protein of 156 amino acids. The record is from RefSeq and is a predicted model, not a curated record. Lineage: Eukaryota; Metazoa; Chordata; Actinopteri; Cypriniformes; Xenocyprididae.
AUCUUACGUAACAUGAGUACACUUAUUAAGCCCACAAUGUAGUGGAAAAAGACUACAUCAAAAGAGUUCAAGAAAACAAGACACAUCUCUUCUAACUAUCCAGCAGAAUCACUCCGUUUGCUGUUCGGAGCACAUUUCCUGAGUCAGAGUUCCAGUGUUCUCUGAGAAACGAUGGCGUUGUGGACUCUCUAUCUGUCUCUCGGUCUUCUGGUCGCUUUGAAUGCUUCAGUGGAAACACGUCCUUUUGGAAAUAAACGUUGUGGCGUUUGUCAGACAGGAUGGACUUCCUAUGGAUGCAGAUGCUUCAAGUUUUUCAGUUCCCAAUACACGUGGGCUAGAGCCGAGAAAUUCUGUUUGAACUAUGAUGGGAACCUUGCUUCUGUACACAGCCAUGGGGAGUACAUGUUUAUACAGAACCUGAUUAAACACCAAAGUUCCUGGAUCUGGAUUGGAGGCUAUGAUGCUGUUGAGGAGGGAGUUUGGCUCUGGAGUGAUGGAUCCCAAAUGAUGUAUACAAUAUGGUCACCUGGAAAUCCCAAUAACAUAGGUGGAAAUCAGAACUGCCUUGAGAUGCACUCUGGCAGUACCGACUGGAAUGAUGACAAAUGUGAUAAUAAGAAGCCCUUUGUGUGUGUGCACUGAACCAGCAUGUGAAGAAUCAAUGUAGAAGAAACAAGCUUCUUUUGACUUUUUACUUUCCACUGGAAAUGUUUAAUGGAGUCAAAUAAAUCGGUUAAAAAAAGUUUUUUUUUUUUUUUUUUUUAAUGUGGAAAAGUUAGUCACCAAAUAUAUUAAUGGCACUCAUUUUGUGUCUCACCACCAGGUCAUUAUCCUGUACCUUCAUUAAAUGUCUAGUAUUUACCCCAUUUUCUCCUAAACCAAGUAGUCUAGGCUAUAUGACAUUUUUUUUUUCAUAUGCUGCAACUUUCCCCAGGUUACAUGUAUGUAUAUUUGUGUAGGUUUAUUAUUUGCCUGCCCUCUAGGGGCAGGAAAAGCGUGAUCUACAUUCUGUCUUAUUUAGCAGAUUCCGUACACCUGUGGACCAUUAUCCAGUGCUUAAAGCAGGGAUGGACAACUCCGGUCCUGGAGGGCCAUUCAGCAGAGUUUAGCUCCAA